AUGGUUUCCCGUGCCGCUGACAUUUUAAAAGAUUUGAUGGUUGCUGAAAUGCGGGGAAAAGUCAUCCACGCCAAGAUUGAUUCAGCAUCGCGUCGAGGCCGCUCAUUCUUUGGAAUCAAUGUGCAGUUUGCCGAUGAGAAUAACUGUAUAGCCGUACGACACCUGGCAUUGCAUGAGAUGAUCGAGCGUCAAACAAAAGAGAAUUUAAAAGCAGUGAUGGAGCAUGAGUUCGAUAAAUUCAAAAUAUUGCGAAAGCAAUUACUAACAGUUGCCCACGAUAAUGGCGCAAACAUGGUGGCGUCUGUUAAACUGCUGAAACGUUUAGUCGACGAAGGUGAUGACGAUCAUGGUCCAUCGGUUGGAUCUACGGUACAGAAAGAAAAGGCUAUGAUCGAUGCUUAUCUGAAUACAUGCUCAAAUGAGGAUGUCGAAUAUGACCUUGACGAUGAAAAUGAACAACCUUGGAUCGAUGAAGGAGGCGAAAUGUCAGCAGAUGACCUUGAUACCGAUUCGGAUCACGAUAUCAACGAUGUCAACGAAGUAGAGGACGAAGAAAUUAUUGAAAUGCACCUCAUCGAAAGUACGAGGUGUGCUGCUCAUACGGCACAAUUAGCAGUUUGGGAUGUGUUGAAGCAGUAUAAAGGGCGAUUGGCAAAAAUCAACCAAGUUUGCAUCAAAAUGCGCCAUAAGGAAUUCCAGCAACUAUUCCACAUUCACAAAUAUCCGUUGCCACCUAAAGUGAAUGAGACUCGCUGGAAUGUAUGGUAUAUUGUUCUGAAAUAUUUGCUUGAUCUGCGCAUCAGCCCAUUCUUGCCCACUUUGGAAAAGACUGAUGCCUCUCUUGAUUUAUCUCGUCAAUGGCUGUUUAUCGAACGAUUUUGUACUGCCUUUGAGCCCCUGUUUGAGCUUACCUUGAGAUUGCAAAAGGACCAUGUACCUCUGUCUCAAUUUUAUGCAGACUGGCUAAUAUGCCAAGCAAAGCUCGACGGAAUCAAGGAAGGUAAUGUUUUGGCUGCAAAGCUCCUCAAGACCAUGCAGAACAGGAUUAGAAAGCUAAGCUCAACCAAAAUAUUCAAAGCAAGCUUGUAUUUGGAUCCGCGGUUCAAUUUCAUUGGUUCCAAGAGACUCAGCCCAGAUGACAAGAAAGAGGCACAGGAGUACUUGUUGGCGCUGGACCGUCAGCUGAACGAGAUAACCGGAACCAAAUUGGAGCUUGAUAACAGUAAGGAAAACGUUUCACCACAAUCAAAUUUCGUCGAAGACUAUUUGGCUGAUUUUUUCGAUGAAGACUCGUCAUCAUCUGUAUAUGCUCUGCCUGCGGAUGAUACGUUGUUGAUUGAAUUGAUUCAACUUGAAACCCGCGAGAAAGUCAGCAUUACGUUUCGACAAUCUCAAAGUCGAUUUGAUGAAGAGGUGUUCGACAUCGUGGCGUAUUGGAACAAACGCAAGUUUUCCAAUCCAAGACUGCAUCGUUUAGCUAUGGCAGUUCUUUCAGCUCCGUCGACGCAGGUUACUGUUGAACGACUAUUCAGUCGGACGAAGUUUAUCCUCACAGAUACUCGAAUGAAGCUGAAUGACGUGACGUUGAAAAACUUAAUGCUUCUGAAAAUGAAUUCAGUUUUACUUCCGAAAGUAGCAGAAAUAUUGGACAAUGAUUUCAAGUAA
Molecule: messenger RNA, 1665 nt
Organism: Aedes aegypti (yellow fever mosquito)
Lineage: Eukaryota; Metazoa; Arthropoda; Insecta; Diptera; Culicidae
Product: zinc finger BED domain-containing protein 4-like
Exons: 4
Coding region: 1-1665 (554 amino acids)
Molecular function (GO): protein dimerization activity
Source: RefSeq, a predicted model, not a curated record